AUGCCGCAGUCGCUUGUGGCAGUCAAGUUUCGCCAUCAAAGUGUCCGUUUUCAUGUGAUUUCUGAAGCUCAGCAAAUUGUUGCAGAGAUAACUGAGAAGGUCGAAAGUGUAACAGAAGAUUAUAGCAAGUUGGAAAAAGAAAUUGAGAAAGCAUCUCCUAUAGCAAUCAUCAACAAGGACCUUCAAAAGUACAGUACCAUUUCCUUCAGGUAUUUUGAUGUCAUGCCCAUAUUGUCUCUCAAGCAGUUGGAUAACUGUGGAGCUGAGGAUGUGUCUUUAAUACUCCCACUCGAGGUGUUUAGCCUUGACACAGAGAGGUUGAACUCAGAGACCUACAAGCUCUUGGAUGGUGUGGAGAAGCACUGUAGCAUUCACAAGGAAAACAUGAUGUCAAGUACCAGAGGCCAAAGAAAAGAUCGAUCUCAUCAAGGUACUAGAGCCAAUGUUCCUGUUGUUCAAAUAGACCCUUCAUUUGAAGUACUUGGGGGCGGAAUCAUCGGCCUCGUGAAGUGGAACUUCCUCCAAACCAUGGAUGUGCCUGUUUAUAGUUUGCAUGCUCUAGGAUAUGUCUUAACUGGUUGUAAGCCAUGCACUAGACCGGCCUUGCCCCGGCAGCAUGAGAGGGAAGGGAGGUACAGGUGGCGGGAGGAGGGCAAGGCAAAGGAGUGUGUACCACAUAGAGGAAAGAUUGAAUCUGAAGAUGCACAACUCAGUGAGCACAUCAAUGAAGUUGCUUCCUUCACAAAUGGAAGGGACCCAAUUGCUGAUGUUUUCAACUCCCGAAACUUGAUCUCUUCGAGCAGCGCUGGGAUUGACAUUUUAGCCACGUUAGAGAACAGAACUGAGCCUUGGCUCGAUGUGCUUUAUGUGCCUUGGCAUGACUUUUGCCAGGCAAUGGAAGAUUUAUAUGUAGACUUGGCAGAUAAGCUGGUGAAUGCUAAGGUCAAUGCCGGGAAGUUCAGGGUAGAUGGUGAGCACAAGGCAUUUGCAAAACAUAAACUUCAGCUCAGGAGCUUUACCACUAUACCACUUUUCUCUACCUUCAAGCCUAUCAAAUAUUCCUCGGAGAAGAGGGACAUUGAUUCCCUGUUAGCUUUUGUAAAUUCGCUUCAAUGGCGAUGA
Dovyalis caffra is the source of this 1122-nucleotide messenger RNA. The record is from the annotation of a GenBank genome assembly. NCBI's taxonomy places the organism in Eukaryota, Viridiplantae, Streptophyta, Magnoliopsida, Malpighiales, Salicaceae.